Molecule: messenger RNA, 15647 nt
Organism: Talpa occidentalis (Iberian mole)
Lineage: Eukaryota; Metazoa; Chordata; Mammalia; Eulipotyphla; Talpidae
Gene: SLC6A1
Product: solute carrier family 6 member 1
Exons: 16
Coding region: 11563-13362 (599 amino acids)
Biological process (GO): sodium ion transmembrane transport; neurotransmitter transport
Cellular component (GO): axon; cell surface; plasma membrane
Molecular function (GO): gamma-aminobutyric acid:sodium:chloride symporter activity
Source: RefSeq, a predicted model, not a curated record
GUAGGGUGGGGGUGGCGGUGGAGAAAUGAGCUUUGUCUAGUGCCAUCCUCCCUACAACCUCAGCAGAAAGGGGUGAUUAUCUUGACUUGGUGGAGGCGCAAAGUAAGGUGAAGAGAGGCAAAGUGGUUCCUCACCCAGGUCGCUUAGCCAGGCAAGAGUUGGAGCUGACAUUGAAAACUCAGAAUGCUCCGGGGAGCCCGGGCUAUGGGGAGAGCCUGCAAGGGUCCCGGGAGGGGAGGUCUGUGGGUGGGAGAGGGGCGCAGAGGGGUGCUCGCUCUGUACGCAGCACCUCGACCACACUAGAGGGCUGGGGACAGCUCCCCUGGGGACUCUGAUGUGCAACAGUUCUAGCCCCAGUGGAAUGGGGCGACUAUAAGGCCAGGUAACUAUUGAUACCAGCUGUGGGACCAAAGUCACAUCCCACUCCACUUCUUCCUUAGCUGUGUGACUGUGGACAAGUCACUUUACCUCUCUGAGCCUCUGUGUCCUCAUCCGCAAAACGGGGAUCAUAACAAAUCGAUCUUGUAGGAUUCUUGUGAGGCCAAAUAAAGUAAGAUGGGUAGAACAUGAAGCCCCGCUUCUGGGCAUCCCUCAAUCACCAUUAGUGAUGGUUAUUAACUGAGGAGGAAGAAGGAGCAGGUAGGGGAGGGGUCCUUCCCAAGCAAGGACCAGCUUGAACCUGUGGUGUUGAAGUGUGGAACUGACUAAACCAAGUGAAAACAUGACAGGGCUCUUCCACAACCCGGCAGGGAAGGUCAGUGGAGUGAGUGAAUAGCCCCCAUCACCAAAAAUAUACACAAAUAUUUUGCAUGUGAAAGUGAUUGAUGGACCUCGCUGCAAAUGCGCUUUCCCUAAAAGCCUCAGUGCCAAGCACACUGGGGGAAUUGCAUUUUCUCCAGGUGGCCAGCUACAGGACCCCAUGCGGCGAACCCUUUUGGAAAGUAAAUACUGUCACCCGCGCUCUUCAUGCCUCUUCUCCUGCACAGCUGGCACAUUACAUUUAUGUUCCUAAUUGGGGAGCGGAGAGCAUGGGGUUAACACCCUGAGAAACCCCAAAGUGCAUCAUUUGCAUUCUGGCAAAGAUGUGAUGUGAGCUGGCAGACAACCCCGUUCCGUUUUGGAAGCAGAAAGAGGGUGCUGGGCCAUGCAUUGGGCCUUUUCAAAGGCGAUGUGAGUGCGGGCUCCCAAGGACGGGCGUGCGGAUGCAGGCAACCAUUUUGUGGGUUUGCAUAAACCUGUGUGAGCAGAUCCACCCCCAGCGACUGCACUGGGCUCUGGCUUCGGGCUGGAUGUCAGGGUGUGAAGCGGUGAGCGGAAGACCUCCGUCAGAUCCCAGCUCCUCCGUCCCAGGCGGGCAGAGGAGGGUCAGGGGAGGCUCAUUCCAUGCACAAAUGAGGACAGUUGACAUUUUACCAGGAUCUGAACAAAUGUGCUAAUUGCGGGAGAGGUGCACGGGUCCACUCCCCGCUGGGAGUCCUGUUCAGUGAACAGUUUGCACGGAGACGUGGACGGGAUCAGCGUUUCCCAGCGGCUCCCGCUUUUCCCUUGGAUCGAUUGCCUGUGGGUUAAGAUAACUGUUCCUUCACAGCUUGUGAGCAAGACAAAAAACAACACUAGCCCUAGUCAGGUGAUUUACUAGAAAAAUCUGCCAGAUACCAGAAAAUUCAGGCUUUAAAAUUCUAAGCUGUUGCCGCUUGCCCAAACACAUUUGUCGGACCCAUUUGGCCCCCCGGGGCCACCAGUUUGAGAUCCUUGUGUUCUCACUGUGACCUUAUCGGUCCAGACUUUACCCUUGGUGCUUCAGUGUGGUCACCUAGAAAAUCUGCCAGAUCCCAAGCAUUUACUGUGUGCUGAGUUCUCCACUGAGUAGUUGACAUGGUCUCCCUUUUAAUCCUCACAGUAGCCCUAAAAGUAGAUUUUAUCACCUCUGUCUUAGACAGAGAGGUUAGGUGACUAGCCUGAACCCACACAGCAUCCGAGCUGUGAUUCUUGGCCAGUGCCAGCGCCUUGCCUUCUGCCCAGUCCGCCUGCCCAUCCCAGCUCACGACAGGUUAACCUCUGAAUACCUGGUCACGUCCCAAAUGGAAGCUGUUGGUGUUCAUGGGACUUAAGACUAUUUGAUCAAUGAAAAUUCCAUUUUCCCAAAUGAGUAGUUUAUUCUUGUUAAAUGGGAUUUCUCACUCGACAAAGAAGGGGGUGAGAUUCAUACUAUAAAGAUUCUUUUGAAACCUAAGUCGAUGAUUGCAGAACAGAUGCCUGGGCUAAGUGAGCAUUCGUUUGAGUGUUCUAAAAGGAAAAUCAGCUUUCUCUUAUGGGAAGUAUUUCAGGCCCUAGAAUCUGACCCUUAUCAACUCUAGAAAUACAGGCCUUCCUCAUAUUUUUGCAAACUAUUCUAAAACUGUCUCAACAUUAAAAAAAAAUUCCAACCAAACUCAUAUUCAGAGAACAAUAGCAUUUGUUGUUUUCCAUAUAUAAAAUUAUAAUACUGAAUGUGCUUUUGUAAGUGUCACCAGCCCCACAGCUUUGCAAAUCCUCUGGGAAGGGGCACCAUUAACCUCAUUCUCCUUCUAUGCUUGGGGAAGAGCUUUGUGGCUUGACUGUGUCACAUGUGUUUGGAUUGCAAACUCAGAGGCCACUGAGGACCAGGCAGGUGAAGGACAUGAGUAGAGAGGCUGGGGACAAAGUGACAGUGGCGGAGGGACUUGUAGCCUACUGGAAAGCACAUCCCCCCUCCUAUUCCCCAAAGUCAGAAAAUUCAGGCUGUAAAAUUCUAAGCUGUUGCUGCUCCACCGAACACGUUUGUCAGACCUGUUGGGCCGCCGGGCCACCAGUUUGAGAUCCUUGGAUUUUCUUAUUGUGACCUUGUUGGUCCAGACUUUAUCCUUGGGGCUUGGGGGUGGUCUUCUCGGCAAUGGGGCUGACAAGGGCUGAGAGCUGUGAGGAGGAAGGGGUCCAGGUGGGUGCUGGAGCCAGCUGUCCAGGGCGCUCUUCCGAGACUCGGAGCCCCUCUCCGCUCGGGCUGCCCCUCUGCCCUUGGCUCAUGGCAGACGCAUCGCCAUCCUGUUCAGCCUGCCCCUGCAGUGGUGUGCUUUUCUUUCCCCCAAAUCCCAGUUCUUAAAGGGCCUUUAUCCUGAUGCCCUUCAGAAUCCUUUAAACACAUCUUGAACAGGCGAGAUGGUCCUUUAGCUCCCUGGUUUUCUUACACGUGUGCCCUAAAAGACAAAGAACGGGGUAAGAGAAUGCCAGGUAGUCAUCUCGCCACUUGAAUUCCCUGCUCUGGAGUCAUCCUCUCUUGUUUGUUGAGCCUGGGGGCCUUACGGGGAGACCCCUGGAAUGGAAGUCCCCGAGGAGUUCCCCACACCAGCCAAAGAAAGGGAGGAAGGAAGAAGUGAUCUGGAACAGACCACCGGGGCCCGGAGACUGGGAACCCUGACCUGUUCCACUGUGGGGUCCUGCGGUGCUGGCACGGGCUGUGUUCUCAGCAGGGCCCGGAGCCCUCCAUGGAGGGCUGGGCUGAUGGGCUGGCCAUAGCAACCAAGGGCUCCAGUCAGGGGGAGACAUGCCUGAGGCCAGGGAUCCAGUCUCAGCUCCCCCACCACUCCUGACUUCUCCUGUCAGCCCCUGGCAAGACCCUUUGCCUGCAGACAGCCCCUCAGGCCCUGGUUGAACAGGAGCCUCCAAGGGCAUCAUCCUGCCCCUGGGGCUGGCUGUCCCCUGGGGAGCUCUAAUUAGAGCCCCAGCCCCUAGAUCUGGGGAAAGCUGCUCAGCCUGGCUCCCACGUGACCUCUUUUGGCUCUGGGCACCUGCUGGCCUUGCCCAGCACAACCGUGGGGACCAUUUAGCUUUUCAUGGAGCCAGGCCUCAAAGGGUACAGUGCCAGCACCCCCUCUUGGGUUUCUUAAAAAGAGCAGCAGGCGAAGGGCCACUCUGACCUACCCCAAACAAAAGUGGAUCUUGGGGGGGGCCUGCAGGCAUCCCUGCGGAGAUGGUGGGAUACAGGGGUCAUGAGCAUGGACACAGGAACCAAGUGCAGGGGGACAAGUCUUAGCCCCUCUCGUUCCUAGCUGGGAGACCUUUGGCAAGGUAUGCUUUAUCACGCUAUCAUGCUGUGCAUCAGUUUGCCCAUCUGUAGAAUGGGGGAGUAAGAAUAGCAAGUUAAUAUACGAAAAGCCUUUGGAGAGGCUCCUGGCGUGUCUGUGUGCUGGGCUCACUUCCUUCCCUCACUCUGAGCAAUUCUUUUCCUUCCUGCUUUGUGAAUGAAAACUUGGGUUGGUGUAGGUUGACUUUUUUGUUUUCUCUGUGGCAUCCAGAAAAAGAGGAACCUAACUCCUGUACAGGUGGUUCAUUUCACUUUGGAGAUGGCUAUUAAACCUCAGGUAGCUCUAAAGCUGAUUUUGUUCUCACUCUGGUGGUUGAAGAGGGGCCAGCCUCUGACCUCCUAACUUCCACUUUUGAAGGUGCCCUAAAAAUCAGACUUUGUGAUUCUCAAAGCUGCAGGCAGAGGGGACUGGCUUAAUUCUCAGUUUCCUUCUCUGUCCUGGUGCUGUGAGGCCAGGUGAACCACAGCUCCACAGUCACAUAUCCCUCCGGCACCCAUCAAGCCAGCGCACAUAGGUGCCAAGGCCAGAUCCAGAGGCUUCCAGAAUUUCGCACAGAUCCAUGGGUGGGAGACAUCCCAUGGACUUGAGUGAGAAGAUCCCAGCAGACUGUGAGCCAGGGGACCUGGGGUCAGUCCUGUGUGACCUUGGGCAGGUCAGUGAAGCUCUCUGAGCUUAAUGCCGUCAGCUGCCAAAUGGGGACUAACAGUCAUUUUCGCUUCAGUGAGUUGAGCGCUUGCAGAGCCUGGCUCAGUGCUAGAAAAUUCAAACCCAGUCCUCAUACUGCGUACAGUGGUUACUGUUGGCCCCAUUCCUGAAGAGAAGACAAACACUGAGAGAAUAAGUGAGUAACUUGAAAGUCACCCGCUGUUGUGAAGAGCAGGCAUCAGUGGAGCUAUUGUGAAAGACACCUGGGUCUGCCUGUGACUUCCUGGGUGUGUCAAGGCAACAUGAGGGGUUUGUACCAAAAUGAGGAGCUGAAUCUGUUACAGGACAGAGAGGGGGCACCCCAGACCCUGCAAACCUGCCUGCUGUAAAUAGGUUCUGCCAUCCACUUUGUCAACACAAAACCAUAUGAGACUUUAAUGAAAAGGAACUUUAAUACAAUUAGUAAACAAUGGAGGAAAGGCAAAGAAUAUAGUUUCUAAAUCAAGCACCCAAAGUUACCUGUCCCCUCGUGGGUAAAAGUCCACCCAAGCAGGAUUGGCCCAGAGCAAGGCCCCAAAGCCUGCCACAAGUCUAAAGCACCUUCCAGUGGGGACCCACAGAAAAGGGUCAGAAACAACCAGAGAAGUCUGGGAGGAAAAGAGCAAAAUCAAAAUCAAGACAAAAACCGCCAUUGUCACCCCCCCCAACGGGUCUCUCACCCACAUCUGUGUCACCCAGUCCAUGACCAAAAGGCAAGCUCAGUUUCUUCACAGGUCUCUCUGCUCCAUGUACCUCUUCCAGGUCUCCUGGCUCCAUCCUGCUUCCUUCCUUCCUCAGUCUCCUCUGCAGCUUCUCCUCUCCCUGCUCAGCUCCACCCUCCCCUGAGUGGGGCAGGAAACCUGGAACCUCCCCCUUUCCUGGGGACUACCCUGUUAUAAUUCCAUCAUUUCUUGAGGAAGAGUGUGCCCUGGCUGGGAAUUGGGGUGGUGGCGGUCUGCGCAGUUCACAACACACAUGUGCUGUGUGACCUCAGGCCAGCCACCAACCCUUUCUGGGCCUUUUUCUUCAUCUGUAGACUGCUGCAGUAGACUUAGUUCACCAGUGUGGCAUGGGACAAGUCUGGACCAGAAGGUGGUUGCCCAGGCCCUGACCCAAGCCCCACUGGUCCAAGAAUGGGGGUCUACCCUCUAGAACCCCCAGCAUCCGCUUUGCAUACAACUUGUACCUGGCAAAGGUCAACUCCUUCCCCCGCACCCACCCCCAGACUGGGCUGUGCCCUCGAGGCUGAAGCGCUGAGGCCCUAGAGCCCAUCUCUAGCUGUCCCUUCUCCAUCAGAGCACCUGCUCCAGGAACCCUUCCCUGAUCUGCUGCGGCACCACUAUCCGCCUGUACAAGCUCCACCCCCUCUCAGCUCUGGCACCUAAUCAUCGUCUGUUGGUGGGUCCUCGCAUUGUGCAAAGGUUCCCAGUGGCCCUGCUUCCAGCGGCCCUUCCUCUCUUUGAGUGGCCAACUCAGGGGCUCCUUAUCAAGCAUGUCCUGUGUGCCAGGCCUCAGCUGUCUCUGGCCACUUUCCUUGCAUUAGCUCUCUUUGGAGUUUCAAGACACUCUUAAGAGGUAUAAGAGUCCAGAUUUAUAGAAAUUCAAAUCAAACUUCGUCCAGUUGCCAGGGCCACCCAGCUCACAGCUCUGAAGUUGUCUGUGCACCCAAGUCACUAGGACCUUGUUAUAAUGCAGCUUCUAAUGGCACAAGGUAGGGUGGGGAGCUGAAGUCUGCAUUCCUACCAGGCCCCCUGGGCAAUGCGGCCAGUGCAGCCCCAGAGACCUGCACUUUGCAGGAGAAGCAAGGCCCUGAGUCACUGAGGAAGCCCGGACUCCUCUAGAGUCCCCAGGCUCACAGGCCUCAGUUUCCUCACCUAUCAGAUGGGAACUAGCCCUAGGCUGAUAGACACAGAAUGAGGACUGGAAGAUAUGGCACCUGAGAAGUGCCUGGCACACAAUAGGCACUCCAUAAAUGCUGGCUCUUCUCCCUCCAGAAGCUGGCGUGGGUCUGGGUACACAGCAGAUGCUCAAUACAGCCUUGUCUAAUGAAUUGAGCCUAGCAUUUCCCCCUGCAGCGGAGAAUAAACUGCAUUAUGUUUCCCCUUGACAUAGAGCCAAACCCAAUAUUAAUUUUUUUCUUGAACCACAGAGUUUCAAAAAAGAAAGAAAAGCGAGUAGAGCAAUCGCAGUCUGCAGCGAGGCUCUGUAAUUUCUGUAAUUACAGAACCGGAGCAAAACAAAGCAAGAGCAUGCACAGCGUCAUGGGAGCGGCGGGGGUGGGGGAUGCUGCUCCCAGCCCCUCAGCUCCCCCUUCUGCCUUCCAGGCUCUUCAUGUGCCCCACUGGCUCAGAGCAGGUUCUGGACGCAGACCGGGCCGGCCCCGCACAAUGGCAGCCCUGAAACUCUAGCUUUGGCCUUUUGGCCUCUUCCUAGGUCCCCCACCCCACGCAGCGGCUGGCCCUUCCCUCUGAUGCAGUUGGACAGAGGGGGAUUGUCCCGAGCGGCUGCCACAAGCUCCCCUCCCCCCAGCCCACCAUCUGCCCCAGGGCUGGGCUGCUCAUAGCCUAUCAGCCAUCGAUGGGGGGGCACCUCUUAAACAGAUCCCCACUGCCGCUCCCCACCACCUCUGCCCCAGCUGCCACCAUUCAAGUCACCGUCAUCUCUGCCUGGACUCCUAGCCUCUUAAUGAACCUCUCUGCUGCCACCCUUGCCCUCUGCAGCCUCUCUGGGCAGCCAUAGUGAGCCUGCAUUACAUGCAAAUCUAUCACCCGCCUCCCACACCCUCCGCUUCCUCCUGUGCCAUUUGGAAUAACAUCUGAACUCCUUUCCUGGGCUCUGAGACCUUGUGCGAUGGGCCCCUGCCUGCCCCUGACCGCGGCUCCUCCUCCCAUCCUGGACGUCAGCCACCCUGACCUCCAUGCUGUCUCUCAAAUAUGCCGAGCUCAUUCCUGCCGCAGGGCCUUUGAGCUUGCUGUUCUUCUGUCUGAAUACUGUAUCCCGGAGACUCACAUUUCUGGCUUCUAAUUCAAACUGAAAAAAUUGUUUGUUUAGGCCAAAUAAAACAAGCCCAAGGGCUAAUUUUGACCCAUUUUGCCACUUCUGAUCUAGAGCUCCCAAACUCUGUGUUUUCUUUCUGCUACAAAGCAUCUCCUCAUUCAGGGGUUGGCAGAGCUAUUCUUUCUGCAUGGUUUGGCCCCAUUUUUAUCGAUGGCUUUAGGACUUGGUCAAGAGCACACAUCGAGGAAGGAUGGGGCAUCCUGGGAACAUUUUCACCAUCUUACCUCAAGUCUUUUUCUUUAACUCCAUCCUUCCCAGAGCUUGCCUGAGUGUCUUCAUUGAAACUCAUCUGAUCAUGUUAUGACCCUUGUCCCAUCCCUAUAACUGACCCCAAGUUCCUUAAUCUGGGGGCCCUCACAAACUGACUUUCCUAGCUUCAAAUCUACCUACCUUUUUUUUUUAAGCCUCAUGAACACCUAUUCAACCUUCAAAACCCAGCUCAAAUGACCCCUCAACUGGGAUAACUUCUCUCGCUGAAACAAGUCAUUCCUUUAAGGCCUGCAAUGUCUUGUUCAUAUAUUCUGGCAGCACUGAUAAUGCCCAGUGAUAACCACUGGGUAUUGUGAUUAACUAUAGGCAUAGCUAUCUCUCUUUCUGACAAGGUUGUGACCUUGUCAAGGUCAGGGACUUUGCCUUUUUUUUUUAAGAUUUAUUUAUUUAUGCAUACAAGACCUGGGUAUAGGCCAGAGGUGUGUGUGGGGGGGUGAGAGAUUCACCAGAGACAGAGUGGGGAACAGAACAGGCAGAUUGACUGAAGUACACUGCUGAGGGGAGCAGCGGGGAGACAAGAGAGGUCUGCUCACCAUAUGUGUGUCAGCUCCCUGGUCAGGGAUCGAACUCGUGCUGCAGGGGCUGCUGAUAGCUUCAUAGUGCAGACACUUAACCCCUUGCACCACCAGGGAGGCCCCGACUUUGCCUUAUUAAUGUGCACACUGGGCCAUCAGCAAAUAUUUACGCAAUGGGAUCUUGCUGUCAGCACCUGCUCGUUCACUGAUUCAAACCCUGGUGCCCGGGGUGUAUUCAGAACACCAGACAUGCAGAAACAGCAUCUCCUUGUCAUUUGAGCGUGUAGCCUAUGCUCAGCAAAUGCUGACUGAGUAGAUGAAUGCGUGAACUGGUGAGUGGAAACAGGACUCACUGUGGCCUCACAAUUAUCAGUGCCCUGUGAAUGGUGCCUCAGUAGAACUCGGUGAAGGCUGACAUCUUCAGGACCUGGAGGAACCUACAGCCAUUCGGUCUGCAAGAUAUUGUCAUCUGGUGAGGAAGAACUGGAAGACUCUGGAAGAAGACCUUGGAAUAAUGCCUGAGGCGUGCCUCCCACCCCCUCUGCUCACUGGCACCCUCAGAAGGGGAUUAGAUGGUAGCCUUGCAGCUGUGAGCCCACAGCCUCCAGCUCCGACAGAGCCACCCAGAUGGUCCCCAAGCCGCAAGGCUCAGAAGCCUGUUUCAGAAAAGCGGAACUAACAACUGGCCAAAGGAUCCUUUUGCUUCAGAGAUCAUGAGAUUUCUAGAAAGACAGCUGAGUUCCCUGGCUGUGAACUUGCACGUGUCUGUGCUUUUCUUUGUGCUGCAGCUCAACCAGCUGGUGUCAGGAAUUCACAUUCCCCGAGUGCCCUUCUGAGCCAGCAUGAUAGUGCAGCUUCCAGAACCCUCCACAUCCACUGGAGGGCCAGGCUUUGCGCAGACAGGCUGCCUGGGUUCUGUGCUUCCCUUCUACUGGAUAUUUUGGAUUUCUGUUCCUUACCAGACCUUCUUCAUUGCAGACUAAUUCUUUAACCAGCCACACACAUGAAUGCACCCUCUCAGCUUCUGACCAGCCCAGGGUGAUCAGCUGAACCCCUCAGAGUUGUAAAAAGAGAGGACCCAAAGCGAAGAGACUUGACAUUUGUAUGAGCGAGCAUUCUCCCCGGUGAGUAGAAGGAUGACUUCCACUGGGCUUUUGAAAUAGCUGAAAGAUGCUGAAGAGCCUGAAAAACAAAGCCCUCGAUUGAUGUGAGCUGCUCUUCUUCUUAGUGUUAUCAUUUCUUGACCUUCUGGGAAGUUGAGAACACAGCUCAGAACCCACCAUCCGCACGGAUAGCAAUCGCAGUGAUAACACAGCUGAGGUUUCCGAAGCCUGUUAUGAGCCAGGCGCUCUGUUUCACGCUCUUUACAUUAUUUCAGCUCCUCUUUGCCACAUCCCUAAGAGGAAGGGGUACUGUCUCCCCAUUUUAUAGAUAAAAAUCAAAGAGGGGAAAUCACUCACCUAGGAAGUGUCAGGAACUGGGGCUGUCAGACUUAGCCGGGUGGCUGGCUGCCUCCCCACUCUGCAUCCUCAAGGAAGCAUCAGUCACGUUCAUCUGUGACUUUCUGUGCUGACCAUCAUCCACCCAUGUCUUUGGAAAGGAGGCGCCUUCCCUAGGGAAGUCACAGGCACUGGCUGAGCCAGGAUACACUUUCCUGUAGUCUGGGAUGGCAGCAUGUCUACCACGUGGGGGGGGGGGGGGCUCUACUCAUCCAUCUGAUCCCCCGUGUGGCAGGAGAGGGUGUGUCAUGGGGAAGAUGAUCAAAUAAACCCAUGAACUGGACUCUGCUUCCCCUCUUCCCUUCUCCCUCCCUGUCGACAUUGGAUGGUUUCUUCAAGAACACACCGGCCAAGUUUCACCCUAUGAACACGCUCCGUUGCCUGCCUACCUGCUGGGUGGUGGCAGGUGACUCGGUGCUCUGUCCCAUUGUAGAGCCCAGGAUUUCAGUUUGCCUGGAGUCUCAAGUGGAUCCAGAGCGGAGGCCAGUAGUGGUUGUCCCUCAGGCCCCUGGUCUUCCUGAGCACUUGGCCAAGUGGUGGACGAGACAAAGAGAGAUCCACACAGGAUUAUGCUGGGCUCCUCUGAGCCCGUGUAGCAAGAACGGGGAAUUUCUUUUACAACUAUGGGGAUGUUUUGUAAACUCCAAGAGCAGGGGCCAGUCUUAAGAAAACUUGGAAUGUAGAGUGUCUUCACGACUCUCCUUUUGAUCCCUAAUUUCCUUCCUUGACAGCCCAGCUCCCUGCUGCUCUAGGUAUAAGGUGGGCAGAAGAUGGCUGCCUGAGUGGCCCCAGGUUGCUGGAGAGAUGGCCUCUUUCCAGGCCAGACUCUCAGGGAAGGAGCUUUGACUGGUUGGCCUGGGUGAGGUGAUUGUCCUGCUCCCAGAUGACUGGAUUGUUUUGAACAAAUAUGGCGGCUGCAGCCCAGCAGGGUAGAUGGAAACAGUCACGUGUGUGUUUUGACAGGCUAGUGGUGACCCCCCAAAGGGGCCCCACUAUAGCUUUCCCCCCUUCCCUGUGGCUGCUCUCCAUGUAUGUCAAGACUCCCUGGGCAACCACAGACCCUGCUGUCUCUUGCCUCCUGCCAUUCCCGAUGAUGAAAGGUGGUCUCUCUGCCAGAGUCCAGAGUGCCCUCUGAUGGUGCCAUGCCCAGGCCAGGAUCCAGACGGGCAUCCGAGACAAGCCCCUGGGCCGGCCUUGGGAACGAGAAGCAGGGUUGGCAGUAAAGUUUGGAUUGUCCGAAGGUGGUCUGGUUCUCCAAGAACUCUCGGAAGAGACAAUGGUGUUUGGCUCUCACCGGGGUUGCAGAGGGCACCUCUCUGGAGCUGACCUCCCAGAACACCAUCAGGGUGACCCUGAGCCGCAAAGCUGCUGUCCACGUGGACAGGGGCCGACGUCGCACGCCCACCUGCCAGGACCCCUGCGUCCAAACUGCGAGACAUGGCGGCCAACGGCAGCAAGGUGGCUGAUGGGCAGAUCUCCACGGAGGUCAGCGAGGCCCCCGUGGCCAACGACAAGCCCAAAACCUUGGUGGUCAAGGUGCAGAAGAAGGCGGGCGACCUUCCGGACCGGGACACAUGGAAGGGCCGCUUCGACUUCCUCAUGUCCUGCGUGGGCUACGCCAUCGGCCUGGGCAACGUCUGGCGGUUCCCCUAUCUGUGCGGGAAGAACGGCGGUGGGGCCUUCCUGAUCCCCUACUUCCUGACGCUCAUCUUUGCGGGGGUCCCGCUGUUCCUGCUGGAGUGCUCCCUGGGCCAGUACACCUCCAUCGGGGGCCUCGGGGUGUGGAAGCUGGCCCCCAUGUUCAAGGGUGUGGGCCUCGCCGCGGCCGUGCUCUCCUUCUGGCUCAACAUCUACUACAUCGUCAUCAUCUCCUGGGCCAUCUACUACCUGUACAAUUCCUUCACCACGACACUGCCGUGGAAGCAGUGUGACAACCCCUGGAACACAGACCGCUGCUUCUCCAACUACAGCAUCGCCAACACCACCAACAUGACCAGCGCCGUGGUGGAGUUCUGGGAGCGGAACAUGCAUCAGAUGACAGAUGGACUGGAUAAGCCAGGUCAGAUCCGCUGGCCCCUGGCCAUCACCCUGGCCAUCGCCUGGGUCCUCGUGUACUUCUGUAUCUGGAAGGGUGUUGGCUGGACUGGAAAGGUGGUCUACUUCUCAGCCACAUAUCCCUACAUCAUGUUGAUCAUUCUGUUCUUCCGUGGAGUGACACUGCCCGGGGCCCGGGAGGGCAUCCUCUUCUACAUCACACCCAACUUUCGCAAGCUGUCUGACUCCGAGGUGUGGCUGGAUGCGGCUACCCAGAUAUUCUUCUCCUAUGGGCUGGGCCUGGGCUCCCUGAUUGCUCUGGGGAGCUACAACUCUUUCCACAACAACGUCUACAGGGAUUCCAUCAUUGUCUGCUGCAUCAACUCCUGCACCAGCAUGUUCGCGGGGUUUGUCAUCUUCUCCAUCGUGGGCUUCAUGGCCCAUGUCACCAAGCGGUCCAUUGCUGAUGUGGCAGCCUCAGGCCCUGGACUGGCCUUCUUGGCAUACCCAGAAGCUGUGACCCAGCUGCCCAUCUCUCCCCUCUGGGCCAUCCUCUUCUUCUCCAUGCUUCUGAUGCUGGGCAUUGACAGCCAGUUCUGCACUGUGGAGGGCUUCAUCACCGCCCUGGUGGACGAGUACCCCAGACUCCUCCGCAACCGCAGGGAGCUCUUCAUUGCUGCCGUCUGCAUCGUCUCCUACCUGAUUGGCCUGUCUAACAUCACCCAGGGGGGCAUUUAUGUCUUCAAGCUGUUUGAUUACUACUCUGCCAGUGGCAUGAGCCUGCUGUUCCUCGUGUUCUUUGAAUGUGUCUCCAUUUCCUGGUUUUACGGUGUUAACCGAUUCUAUGACAACAUCCAAGAGAUGGUUGGCUCCCGGCCCUGCAUCUGGUGGAAGCUCUGCUGGUCCUUCUUCACCCCAAUCAUUGUGGCGGGUGUGUUCAUUUUCAGCGCAGUGCAGAUGACUCCUCUCACCAUGGGGAGCUACGUUUUCCCCAAAUGGGGUCAGGGCGUGGGCUGGCUCAUGGCCCUGUCUUCCAUGGUCCUCAUCCCCGGGUACAUGGCCUACAUGUUCCUCACCUUAAAGGGCUCCCUGAAGCAGCGCAUCCAAGUCAUGAUCCAGCCCAGCGAAGACAUCGUGCGCCCCGAGAAUGGUCCGGAGCAGCCUCAGGCCAGCGGCUCAGCCAGCAAAGAGGCCUACAUCUAGGGGUGCGGGGCGGCUCGCCGACCCGACACUCUCACCCCCCACCUGGCUGAAGGCGACCACCACUUGAUGUCUGAAGAUACCAUCUGUCUCAACCUACCUCGAGUGGCGAGUCCAGACACCAUCACCACGCAGAGAGGGGAGGUGGGGGACAGUCACACCCCGGUGGGCCCCGCCGUGGGCAGGGAUGCACCUGUGGGCUGGUGACCUUUUUAAUCCAGGCCCCAUAGGCAUCAAGCAGUCGGCCUUGACUGCCAAGUAGAUCAUUUUAUCCUGCCAGUGAGCGUGGCACGGCCAGGCCGCACGCUCUGGCUUUUAGUCGUGUUCCCGACUGUUCUUUUACUGCCGAAACCCAUGACUGUUAUCUUGGACUUUGCAGGAGUUCAGUUCCGACGGAACCUGCUCUGUACACAUGAAAAGGGCGUUUUGUAUAAUGGGAUUUCCAGGGGGAGCUUUCUCUCCAGCAGGGGGGGGGGGGCCAGCGGAGCUCUGACUUUCUUUUUAUGGUUUUCUCCUUCCCGAGGCAGCUUGACAAAACCACCCCCCAGACCUCAGUCAGUCCCCCAGGGCUGCUGCUCCAGUCCUCUGCACCCCACUGGGCUGCGUGAGCGGCUCUGUGGCUGGGCUGCUCCCACCUUGCCAGGCGGUUCUGAGGCACCUGGCCUGGCAGUGGACCUUUCCAGCAGGCCCCCGCCGUUGGAAAGCUGCCACGAGCACAAUCGAGUGUUUAGAUUGCCAUUCUGGGGGCCUGGGGUCCCACUGGGGAAAUUUCCUCAAUGGGAGCCCUAGUAUCUCACAGGCUGUCCAGUUCUGUUGGAGUCAAAAGAGGGACCGGACUCUCUCUUCUCCCUCACUGCCGCCCCUGGUCUAAGCUGCCACUUCUCACCUCGAAAUUCCUCAGCUGGCGUCUGCUCGCUCACUGCCACUGAAAUCUACCCAGCCUACUCACUGAGGCGCGAGUGUUAAUCCCCCAAAGUGCUGCUGAGAUGAAACCCCUUCAGCGGGAAGUACUAUUUGUUCCUUUCUGGAAUCAAGCUCCGUGGUGGUGGUGGCAAAGUGGGUGAAGGCCGUUCCUUGCAAGCUCCAGUAACUCAGCGUUUCUCAUUUGCCGGGAAGAUGGGUUCCCAUGUAGCAAACCCUAUGUUUUCCCCUGUAGCUCCUUAGCUAGUUAGCUCACAAACUGUGUUUUAUGACUAAUCCUAAAUAACUAUGGUAAAUAACUGUGACUGUGGGUUUUUUAAUCUCUUGUCAUUCUCAUCCGAAAGUGACCAGCACACACCAGUUCUUGCAAUAAAGUAUCACCCUCAGAAUAUUAAGCACAUUAUCGUAGAGAGAGAAAAAAACACAAAGUACGUGUACCCACAUAGCUGCACACACCCGUACCUUCAUCCUCACGCGUGGUAGACGGGGUCUCAUCUGCUAUUGUGUAGGAAACCUGAGACCUUCUCCUGAGGUCAUCUGUAAAAUAGUCUCAUUGCUAAGGCAUCCCCAGUGCCAGCUGGUAAAUCCAUGAUCACACAGCGUAUGUAUUGUUCAGUUCUAGGGUUUAGAAUGAAAAGAACCCUUCACUGUGUCUCACAGCCCCACCCCCAUCCUGUGUGAAUUCCUCUAGAAUAAGGGCAGGAAGACUUCUAACUUUUCUCUUUGUUCUUCAAUGUGAAACUAAGACCGAGUCUCUCUCAGACAAAUGCAGUGUAUUUGAUGUUUGUAAGCGAAUCUAAGUGAGAUGUUUGGCAAGAAAUCCCUUCACUGAUUUCCAUCCAAACCUACUUAUAUAGCACAAUAUGAUGUGAUGUACAAUUACUGUGAGAACUGUGAAUACGUGUAACUUUUUUUAGUAUUUGCCCUGGGGGAGGGGAAAGAUAUUGUAUUAUCAUAUAUGCUUUUUUUUUUUUGCAAUAAGGGUUUAUUCUCAGAACACCAAGUAAAUCUAUCUCUAUAUUAAAAGAUAUAUGUAAUAUAUACAUAUUCAAACUAUAUACAGAGCCUGUUUUAAAAAGAAAAUUACAGUAUUAUUUAGUAAAACUAUCUGUUCUAUGGACCAAAUGUAAAAUAUUUAUAAAUGAAGAUGCAUUUUAAAUGUCUAUAAAUGGUGUCAUGACUACAGCACGGGCGUUAUGUAUGUUUCUAAGGAUCUAGAGGAAAAAUAAUAAAGGUUCUAUGAGAUACAGCGGCAAGCCCUCCUUCUUUGGGGCGGGGACACAAUGGCCCUUUUCAUCAGCACAACACACAUACACAGGCCUAUUUUCCCCCACAGAGAGGGAGGCCUGGGCUCAAAAUCCAGUGAG